Molecule: messenger RNA, 256 nt
Organism: Acanthoscelides obtectus
Lineage: Eukaryota; Metazoa; Arthropoda; Insecta; Coleoptera; Chrysomelidae
Source: the annotation of a GenBank genome assembly
UACCUGUACAGGAAGCAGCAUCUAUUCCAAAGUCAUAACGUAAAAUGGAAAAUAAAGAAGAAUGGUUACGAUUUUGGUCGUUUCUUGGUUACAAAAUGGACAGCAAAAUUGAUACGGACCCAAAUGUACAUCCGGUCUUAAUGGAUGGUCCAGGACGAAGUUAAAAGAGACCAUGUGCAACAGCAUUUUGAGUCUGCCAGACAAACUGCUAGGCUUCAACUUCGCCCUUUGACUCUGUGGUACUCGAGAACAUCCC